CCGCGCUUGGUCCGGCGCUGGGCCCGGUGUCGGGUGAUGGCGGCCGCGGUGGGGAAGACGGAGGCGGCGGCGGCUGAGGCUGAGGCUGGCGGCGAGGUGGAGGCCCCGGUCCCCACCAGCUCGCAGGCGCUGCCCCCCACCGACGCGCCCACGCUGUCAGACGUGUUCGAGAACGGCUGGCGGAUGCACGACGAGGUGGAGAGCAGCAACGAGUCGUCCAACUCGGACACCGUGCAGCGCAGGGUGCGGCGCGGCGUGGAGCUGCUGGAGCAGGCCACACAUAUGGUCAACCAGCUCGACCUCUUCAGUCGAAAUGAAGAGUUAGAAGAAAUUGCCACAGCCGAUGUUAAGUACCUGUUGCUGCCUGUGUUACUGGGAGCUCUUACAAUGAAACUAGGGAAUACUGCAAAGCGGCUUGAGCAUAUACAAAAGGCCCAGGUCUAUUACAUGGACUUCCUGCAGCGUUGCAAAGAUUAUAAAAUUAUGACGUUUGAGUUCCCCCAAACGAAGGAAAGUGAAGAAGACAGGAACAAAGCAAGCGUUAAUCCCAGUGCACCAACAGUAUCAAACCAAUCCAAUUUACUCUCCAUGGCAUCAAGACGACAGGCUAAAAUUGAAAGGUACAACAUGAAGAAAGAAACUGAAGCCAAAUUGAAAGAGAUCAAAGCUGUGAUCCACAGUGGAAAAGCAGAUGAUGAGCAGACAAGGAGGUUUUAUUUAUUACAUUUACAGAAGUGGAUAAACACUAGCCUGGAAGAGAUUGACAGCAUAAAUCAAGAAACUGAAAUUUUAAAAAGAAUGGUGGACUCUAAACCUCACACUGCUCGGCCACCGAGACCUCCAAUGCAACCUUUUAUCCUUACUCGAAACGCAGCUGAAGCCAAGGUAUUUGGUCUUGGUUACCCAAGUCUUGCUACCAUGACUGUCGAUGAUUGGUACGAGCAGCAUAAGAAGCAGGGAGUUCUUCCUGAUCAGGGAGUUCCAAAAAGUUGUCCAGCUGCCCAGGAAAAUGAAGAACAAGAGGCUGAAGAUGACAAUGAUGAUGAUGAUGAUGAUGAGCAAGCCGUGAGAAAUGCACGCGAGAAGGAUGACUGGAAGGAUACGCACAGGCGCGGGUAUGGCAACAGGCACAACAUGGGUUAGUUCUUCCGCUUGGGCCACACUUCCAAGUUUCACCAUUCGUAUAGGAGCCUUUGAAAGUGUACCAAGAGAUGGAACAAGCGCCAAUAUCAAGGCAGAUGCGUCAGCCAUGCAGUGUGAGCCCCCUCUCUGUCUGCGGGGUCAUCAUUGGUUUCUGAGUUGUCAAUGAUUGCAUUGUUGGGAAUGCCCUUAACAAAAAAAAAAUUCAGCUGCACUUGUUGCAAAGGCAUUUAAAACCUGCAUUCUUUUUUUUGGCGUAUGGUAAAAUGAUGAAUGGUUGGGUUGCAUUGAGAGUGGGAAAAGGUGAUCCUGUGCACAGAUGUAUAGUUCCACCUCUUGAGUAAAAAAAACAAAAGCAAUUGCCUUCAGCGUGGCAAUUACAUAGAGUAACAUUUCUGAAUUUAGUAUUAAGCAGCGUCUGGCAAUCCCAAAUUGAAACUCCUGCAUGUUAUUCCCAUUCUUCAAAUCAGGAGUUCAGAUUUUGUAGCCAACUUUCUUUAACGUUGGUUAACAAAUAAGCUGCAAAACGUGCAUUUCUGAGCUGUAUUUAUUCGCUGAAUUAACUGUUUUUUGUCGUCCGAAUUCCUGUAAUCUGUGAGAAUGUUAAGUAUCAUAGAAAAUGUUUUUUUUUCUGCAUCAUAAUCCUUAUUUUAAAAGGACUGUUUUCUCAUGUUGUGAACUGCAAGUUGCCAAAUAAAGAAAACUUUAAGUCUU
This is a messenger RNA of Leucoraja erinaceus (little skate), 1854 nucleotides long. RefSeq names its product immunoglobulin (CD79A) binding protein 1 (gene igbp1). The coding region runs from base 37 to 1143 and encodes 368 amino acids. The transcript has 6 exons. Gene Ontology annotation, biological process: regulation of dephosphorylation; regulation of signal transduction. Gene Ontology annotation, molecular function: protein phosphatase 2A binding. Gene Ontology annotation, cellular component: cytosol. NCBI's taxonomy places the organism in Eukaryota, Metazoa, Chordata, Chondrichthyes, Rajiformes, Rajidae. The record is from RefSeq and is a predicted model, not a curated record.